AUGUGGCGCCACCCUGCGAGACUGAUACCUUGUUUACUUCUGCUGGUGUUUGCAAAUAGUCAAGGUCUGUCGUUCUUCAUGAACUCGACCUCUAACGGAGCGUCCUGUGGGCAGCUACAUUGUGUGGCCCAAAUCAACCAAACUGUGUACUACCCUCUCUUGAGCCUGUCCAUCUACAACGACACGGACUACCAGGACACGGUCACCCUAGCUUCGGUGUCCCAGCUGGAUCCACACGUGCAGCUUGGACACAACCUGAGUGACCUGUUUAACGCUACUGGUCAAGUUCUGGAGAACGGGGAUGGCGUGUUGAUAGACCUGAGGCUCGAACUGAACUGCUACAACGGGUCGUUUAUCUGUGAGUUAGCCUUGCUGAACACCACUGGUCAGUAUGACGUCAUCUCAAGAGCUAUACUGCCCUAG
Candidula unifasciata is the source of this 423-nucleotide messenger RNA. NCBI's taxonomy places the organism in Eukaryota, Metazoa, Mollusca, Gastropoda, Stylommatophora, Geomitridae. The record is from the annotation of a GenBank genome assembly.